Misgurnus anguillicaudatus (oriental weatherfish) is the source of this 3192-nucleotide messenger RNA. Lineage: Eukaryota; Metazoa; Chordata; Actinopteri; Cypriniformes; Cobitidae. The record is from RefSeq and is a predicted model, not a curated record.
UUAAGACAUAAAUGUUUUUUUUAUACUGUUUAGAUCAUUUUGUUUGUAUAUGCGCUGUCAAGAACAAAGAUUUUAUGUUCGCUUGCUUUUUGAAAAGCUUCUCUACGUCUAUGCACUACUGAGUGCACUUAAACGUGCGCACACACACACAGACGGAGGCACAGCAUAAACAGUCACCCCACAUAAAAACAUUGUUGUUUUUCAUUGCUCUAUUCACCAAAUGUAUUUUAUUGGACUAUAGUAUGAGACACAGUAGCGCAUCUCUCUUCUGAUCUUUAAAGGGAAAUAGUGAUGAUCACGUCUGACUGGAUCUGGAAUGGACGCAUUCAACCUCAUGUGCAUCUGUGCAUACAGAAAGCUGCUCACUUUAACGCCUUUUUGGGGUUAAAUUGUUUAAAAUCACUUGAAUGUUAUCAUUUGCAAGCCUUGAAACACGUGCAACUGAUAAACUUUCCCUAUUUAAAUUUGCGCAUUAAUCUGCGAAUUGCAUGCAAGCCGUGGGUCUUGAUCUGUAUGAAUCACGGAUCAACUGUGGUCCGUCACAGCACUGUGUUGUCAGCUUUCCUCCUUAUGAAUUCAAUUAACUGUGAUGAUAUUUAAUGUGCGGUCAGAGAUGUUUUUAUCAGUUUACUGUGUGGUUCUCUUGGUUUCAGAACAAAAUGGUGCAGGAAUCCGUGGGUUCUUUAAGGGAACUUGUGAGGCUGUGAAACGUCUCUUUCUCCCCAGCCGCAGUACUAAAGUGGAGCCUAUUGUUCCCUCACUGCAGCCGGACAAAACUCGAUCUGAUGGAGGGCUGUCCGUCCCAGUUGUGUCCGGUCUCGAGCAAAGUUCAGGUUCCCACUCGCUCGAGGAUAGACCUGAUGCGUGUCCGGUUGAUGAGGAAAAUGCAGCCGAAGUUUGCUCAGUGCCCGAUCAAACUUUAAACACGGAUUCAGAUUUUCAUAGAAAAGCGCAUGUAUUGGAUACAUCGGACAUAAUGUCUGCGUCCUCUGUGCACAAUGCUGAUGAAGGUGUCCUUCAGAGGAAUGGCGCUGAAUCACUGACAGAACAAAUGCUAGCAGUGCUAGACUCUUUUCUGAAAUCUGAUAUACAGUCUAUAAAGGUGGAGGAAACUUCAUCAGAUGAUAUAGACAUGAACACUGUGGUAAAGAGACACCUGGUAUCUGACACUGUGUUGUCAAAUGAACCUAAUGAAACCUCUAAUGGGAUCAAACCAAAUGUAUGUUUGCCCCUCACUGACACAGAGGUUGACAUUGGAGUCAAUGGAUUGGAAGUUGACAUUUUUAGUGACAGUUUCCCUGAUCCGAUUGACAUCUGUUCACGGGAUUUGUCACUCACUCCUGUUAACAUGCCAAUGGAUGUGUCACACACUGUGGACGACAGCCCAGAAGAACAAAAUGGCGCAGGGAGAAAGAAGGCAGGAAUCCGUGGGUUCUUUAAGGGAACUCGUAAGGCUGUGAAAAGUCUCUUUCUCCCUAGCCGCAGUACUGAAGUGGAGCCUAUUGUUCCCUCACUGCAGCCGGACAAACCUCGAUCUGAUGGAGGGCUGUCUGUCCCAGUUGUGUCCGGUCUCGAGCAAAGUUCAGGUUCCCACUCGCUCGAGGAUAGACCUGACGCGUGUCCGGUGGAUGAGGAAAAUGCAGCCGACGUUUGCUCAGUGCCCGAUCAAACGGCGACAGGAAUCCGUGGGUUCUUUAGGAGAACCUGGUUGGCUACAAAGCAAACCUUCUCCUGCCUAAGCAGCAAUACAAUAGAAAGAUCUCCAUCUUAUCAAAAACUGUUUAAGCCCACUGAUGGAGAUGUUCAGUCUUACUAUAAAUUGGGUGAUAUCCUGGGAAAAGGAGGAUUUGGGAUGGUCCGUCGGGCAACCCGUAUUUCUGAUGGUCAAGAGGUCGCCGUCAAAUUCAUGUCCAAGUUGGAAGAUACGCGUACGCUUUCGAUUCCUGGCCAUCGCAAACGUCUGCUUACCGAGGUGGCUCUGUUACUUAAGAUGAGCGAAGCUCCCUUAAGCCCAAAUGCCAUCAGAAUGUACGAGUGGUUCGAUGAUCCCAAGGAUGUGAUCGUGAUUAUGGAGUACCCUAAGCCCUGCAAAAGCUUGUUGGAUUUUGUCAUAGAACACUCAUGUCCACUGAGUGAAGACACAGCACGUGUUUUAAUGCGUCAAGCAGUACAGGCGGUAAUCGACUGCAUUGACCACGGCGUCUUUCACAAUGACAUCCAUCUAGGCAACAUGCUGGUCAACACGAGCACAUUAGAGCUCAAGUUGAUUGACUUAGGUUGUGGUCAGCUGUUCUCUCCUGCUGGCUACAAGACCAAAAAGUAUCGAGGAGUACCAAGUUACUGCCCACCCGAGGUCUUAUCCAACCCCAGAUAUCACGCCAUCCCUACAAAUGUCUGGUGUUUAGGUUUGGUUCUGUAUAAAAUGGUCAAUGGGUGUAUAUGGAUGCCAUAUGUCCAAUCAGAGGAAGUCCAAUUUUGGAAUACCAGCUUAUCGGAAGCGUGUCGUAGCAUUAUUAGACAGUGUGUAGCCCUUGAUCCAGCUGAACGGCCCACAUUACAGCAGAUCUUGAGCCACAGCUGGUUUAAUCCAGAAUGAAGGCAGGCAGGGUCUUCUGUUCAUCACUGCUGUCAGACAUGAGGCUACACGUAAAUGUACUGGACAUCACACAGAACUGACCAGACCUCAUUAACCUACUGUUAACGUUUUUUAUUUUUUUUAGUUAUGUUAAAUUGUAUUUAUUAUUGUAAUAAUUUGAUGUAUUGUAAAUAUAAUGUAUUGUACACAUAAUUCUGAUGUAUUGUAAAUAUAAUUCAAAUCAUACAUAUGUUUAUUAUUUUAAACCAAUGUUUUUAUCCUAAGUCAAACUUAAUACACCAUGGUGUUGUUUCCCAGACCGGGUUUAUCUUAGCCUCAUACUUAAAUGCAUGUUUGAGCUGCUUUAAUUUAAAAAUACCUUGAACUGACAUAUCUUGCAUCAGUGCCUUUGUUUUGUCUUAAGAUGUACACCAGUUUUUUUUUUUAUUAUUAUGUUUGUAUAAACUACUUAAAUGUCCUAGUCCUGAAUGAAUGUAAACACUGUCUGGGAAACUGACCCUAAAUAUUACAUUCACCCAAUCCAAAACAGUCAUAUUAAUGAAAUGUAUUUUCUUGAAUGUCUCAUUGUUUAAAUAAAUCGAGUAUUUUUUCAAAAA